AUGCUUCCUUCUCCAGCCAUCUUCCCUAUCCUCCCAACUCCUAUCAAACAAGGCUGGCACGGCCUUGGUCUGCCCAGCUGCCCCCCGUGUCCUCCCUCCCUCCAGGCUUCCAGCUGGCCCCCUGUCCCCCCGCCCCGGUCAGUGCGGCCCACUGGCCUGUUUUUUCUGUUGCAGGACCACCUCCAACAGUGCCUAUUUCAAGCUGUGCAGUGUUCUAAUGAGAACUGUCAGGAACAAGUCCUUCGGAAAGAUCUGAAAGAACAUUUGAGUGCACAUUGCCAUUUUCGAGAGGAAAAAUGCCUUUAUUGCAAAAAAGAUGUGGUAGUAAUCUAUCUACAGAAUCAUGAAGAAAACUUGUGUCCUGAGUACCCAGUAUCUUGUCCUAACAGGUGUUUGCAGAUUAUUCCAAGAACUGAGGUGGAUGAACACCUCGCUGUGUGUCCUGAAGCUGAACGAGACUGUCCUUUUAAGCACUAUGGAUGUACUGUAAAGGAUAAACGGGGGAACCUGCAGGAGCAUGAGCAUUCAGCCUUACGGGACCACAUGCUUCUGGUUUUAGAAAAGAACUUCCAAUUAGAAGAACAGAUUUCUGAUUUAUAUAAGAGCCUAGAGCAGAAAGAGAGUAAAAUCCAGCAGCUAGCAGAAACUGUAAAGAAAUUCGAAAAGGAGUUCAAGCAGUUUGCACAGCUGUUUGGCAAAAAUGGAAGCUUCCUCUCAAACAUCCAGGUUCUCGCCACUCACAUUGACAAGUCAGCUUGGCUAGAAGCUCAAGUGCGUCAGUUAUUACAAAUGGCUAACCAGCAACAAAAUAAAUUUGAUCUGAGGCCUUUGGUGGAAGCGAUUGAUACAGUGAAACAGAAAAUUACCCUGCUAGAAACCAAUGAUCAGAGACUAGUUGUUUUGGAAGGAGAGACUAACAAACAUGAUGCCCACAUUAAUAUCCAUAAAGCCCAACUGAAUAAAAAUGAAGAGCGAUUUAAGCUGCUGGAAGGGGCCUGCUAUAAUGGAAAGCUCAUCUGGAAGGUGACGGACUAUAAGAUGAAGAAGAGAGAGGCACAGGACGGGCACACGGUGUCCAUCUUCAGCCAGCCUUUCUAUACCAGCCGGUGCGGCUACCGGCUCUGUGCUAGAGCAUACCUGAACGGGGACGGGUCUGGGAAAGGGACACACCUGUCGCUGUACUUCGUGGUCAUGCGAGGGGAGUUUGACUCCCUGUUGCAGUGGCCAUUCAGGCAGAGGGUGACCCUGAUGCUUUUGGACCAGAGUGGCAAAAAGAACCACAUUAUGGAGACCUUCAAGGCCGACCCCAGCAGCAGUAGCUUUAAAAGACCCGACGGGGAGAUGAACAUCGCGUCUGGCUGCCCCCGUUUUGUGGCUCACUCCACUUUGGAGAAUGCCAAGAACACCUACAUUAAAGAUGACACCGUGUUCCUGAAAGUGGCUGUGGAUCUAACUGAUCUGGAGGAUCUCUAGUCCCUGUUUCUGGGGUGAGGAAGGGCGUGUUGGGCCCAGAACCAUGGAGGAGGACACCUGUGAUUAUCAUAUGGACGGACUUGGAGCUCCCUACACAUUUGUAGUUGGCUUUUUGCCCGUGGUGUUUGAAGUCCGUUUAAAACUUCUCAAGUGCUAUCAUCUUUUUACAUUUUACUCUGUCCCAGUUUGAAACUUAAAACUUAGACUAUCCUCUCAUUAUUUAUAUUUUUAUAUCUCUUAAAAAGAUGUUAAGUUCCUUGAAAGCAAGGUCUGGGGCCUGUCGUUUUUACUGGUGCUUGAUAGUGUCUCAGGGUAGGCACUGUGGGAAAUGUUAUUGAGGACACAGAGGAAGAAUUAAAAAUGCUUUGGCAUUUUAUUACUUGGCCUGCUGAUUCUAGACCCGACCGUAAGCCUAUAAAAGCCAUCUUUCAGGAUAGGCUGCCCCAAUUACAUAGUUGGAUGGCGUACUUUCAAAGACAGUGUGCCCAGUUUGGACCAGACUUUAUUUGGUCAAAUGCUAAAUUUGUGGAAAUUACUAUACCUCUAAAUAUUUUCAUUAAAAAUCAGUCAGCAAGUACAGUUUUACAAGGCUGCAUUAGAACUGGUGAAUAGAGAAAGAUUUUCAUUCUUCCUGUUGAAGUAAACAGAAAAUACUGCGUGGUGUGUGUGUGUGUGUGUGUGUGUAGAAGGAUACAGUAUAUACAUAUAUAUAUGGAGAUGUAGGCAUCCAACUAAAGUUCAUAUUUUAUUAGGUUCAACCAUGUGAAAAAACUACUUUCAUACAUCAGAAAAUGUCAAGUAUUAACAGUUUCAAGAGGUUCAAUUUAGUACUUGUACAUGUAUGCACCUGUAUAUAUAUACACCUAGUUUAAAGGUAUUUUGGUAAUAAUAGUAAGUUAAUGUGAGGAUGGGCAGAAUUUAGCAUAUGAAUGAGAAAAUGUCAUAAAUGGAUAAGAGAAAUUUAAAACCUAGGGAGAACACCAUUUUUAUUCCUGUGGUAUCAAAAGUAUUCUCAUCCCAAACUGAUUGCAAAAAGCAGUAUCUCCUAUUCUUUUUUUUUUUUAAGUCAAUAAAUUUUUAUUUAAGGAAUUUUACAUGUGAUUCCUUCCGCUUCCAAUCACCAUAGUUCCUCCGAAGUCAGAAUCAUAAUCUUCAAAAUAGCCCUUUUAAAAAGAACUUGUUCAGUCCACAGUUGUCACUGUCCGUCCAGAGUUCUUUCGGUUGGGCUUCUUCAAUCUCCACUUGAAUAUGGACAUACUUCAAAAACUCCCCACCUGUAAUCUUUGGGAUCCAAUGUCUUUACUCCAGGGCCCUAGAAGUCAAAUUGUAGAAGUACACUGAUUGCUAUUUUGGCAAAUAGAUCUAAUUGUUUCUAAUGUUGAAAAGUCGUAACAGAAAUGUUACAGUCGUCAUUGUUACCACGACAAUAAACUUGCUGUGAUGGAAGCAUAA
Molecule: messenger RNA, 2925 nt
Organism: Leptonychotes weddellii (Weddell seal)
Lineage: Eukaryota; Metazoa; Chordata; Mammalia; Carnivora; Phocidae
Source: RefSeq, a predicted model, not a curated record